AUGACUGAAAUGACCUCACCUUUCCCCUUGCAGUCCGGGUGCUGCAAGCCCCCUACAGAAUGUGGCUACAGCUACGUAAAUGAGACAAUAUGGACGCCUGGAGGAUUGGCGGGGACUAGUGCCGACUGCACCAGAUGGAGCAAUGAUCGAGCUCAACUUUGCUUUGGUUGUGACUCUUGCAAAGCUGGUGUCCUCGGCAGCAUCAAGAAGAGCUGGAGGAAAGUCUCUGUCAUUAACAUUGGGGUGCUUAUUCUCCUAGUCAUUUUUUAUGUCAUUGGCUGUGCAACUUUCCGGAACAAUUGCCGUAUAGACAAUGAAGAAUCCACCGGCGAAACUCGUAUGACAAAAACACAACCUAGUAGGAUUCAUUUUUAA
This is a messenger RNA of Humulus lupulus (European hop), 375 nucleotides long. Its product is annotated as tetraspanin-3-like. Gene Ontology annotation, biological process: auxin-activated signaling pathway. The record is from RefSeq and is a predicted model, not a curated record. Lineage: Eukaryota; Viridiplantae; Streptophyta; Magnoliopsida; Rosales; Cannabaceae. The transcript has a single exon. Gene Ontology annotation, cellular component: plasma membrane; plasmodesma. The coding region runs from base 1 to 375 and encodes 124 amino acids.